Messenger RNA from Tetrahymena thermophila SB210, 5604 nucleotides. RefSeq names its product cyclic nucleotide-binding domain protein. Gene Ontology annotation, biological process: regulation of membrane potential; potassium ion transmembrane transport. NCBI's taxonomy places the organism in Eukaryota, Ciliophora, Oligohymenophorea, Hymenostomatida, Tetrahymenidae. Gene Ontology annotation, molecular function: voltage-gated potassium channel activity. The transcript is spliced from 5 exons. The record is from RefSeq and is a predicted model, not a curated record.
AUGAAUUAUGAAAAUUAAGGUCGAAGCUCAAAAAUAUAACAAAGGAUUUAAGUUCCUAACAUAUAGCUUAAUGAAUAGGAUUAGCAUGUUUUUGAUACUGAUGGAAUGAUCUCGUCUCAGGGAGAUUGGAGUUCUCCUAUAAAAAUUAACCAAGAUACACCAAAUUAGUUCAUGUAGGAAACAUAAUAGAAUUUGAUUACUUCAAAUGAUGAUAAUUUAGAUGCUAUUUCAAAAAAAAGUAGUAGCAAAAACAACAACAACAAUAUCGAUAGUGAUAUGGAUUACUUAAAAAAAGUAAAUUUAAAUCUGUAAAAAAGCAAAUCAUAAAUAGAAAAAUAGGGCACAAAGGAAGAAGAUUCAGGAAAAAAUCAUAAAAUUAGCAAGCAUAGUUAAAGUAAUGCUUCAAUAGCACCAAGUUUUGUAUUAGAUUAGUAAUAGGAAGAUUAAUAGGCUGAUUAAACUUAGAAGCAUUUAAUUCAAACUAACUAAAAUUUUAAUGAGCAAUCAAAAACACAAAAGAAUGUAUUCGAUGAUGAAAAUCCUCAAAGAAGAUUAAGAGAAUAUAGAAGAACUUAAUACAGAAAUGUUUCUCUAAAACUUCUUGAAAACGGAACAAACGCAUAAGCUUAAGAAGCAAAUUGGAAUACUCAAACUAAUUUAGAUAUAGAAGGAUUUUCACCAACAUUAACAUUAAAUAACAUUAACAAAUCAAAGAAAAGUUUUUUGGCUUUAAAUGUAAACGAAUGUUCCACUCCACAGAACAAUCCAAACAAAAUAAAAGUUUAUCCUCUUUUAUCUAGUGGGGUAAGCACUGACAACUUGAGGAAGAGUUAAAUAAUAAAUAGAGUUUCCUAACACAGCAUUAAUUUAGAUAAAAAUGGAACUUUUAAUCAAUAUUUAGAUUUUAAUAAGGACAGACCUUUAAGCAAAGGGGAUUAACUUCUCGGAUUUAGCGCUUUUGAGGGUUAAAAUUAAUCUCAAUAACCUUCUCUAAUAAAUGGAAUGAAUAUUUAAGCUUAUUAUUCAUUUUAAGGGCGUACAGGAGAAAACGAUUCAUAAGCUCAUUACAAUUAAAAUGCUUCUAAUUAAGUUAUGCUUUCACAAAAUUAGCAAUAUUAAUCUAUUGCACACAGUUAAUUCUAUGCAGCUCCUUUAUAAACUAAUAACAACAACAUAAACAAUAUAAGAAAUCCAAGUGAGUCUAAUAUAAAUUGGAACAUAGCUAUUAAGAUAAAGAAUAUUAGUAGAUUUAUUUCUAAAGUAAGAAGCCAAACAAGUGAUUUCAAUAAGAAAAACUUAAAGGAUUUUCACCAUAAGCUGAUUAAUGAUGCUUCAGAUAGUAAAAUAUAUGCUCAGAGUGGUAGUAAUAAUACAUUACCCUCAUUGAAUACUAGUCAAAAAAUAUAACUCCAAUAAUCUAAUACUCUAGUGAGAGAAGACUCUUAAGAAUAAAAUUGUUUAGAGAAAGUUUUCUACAAAAUGAUGAAUAUUUUAUUUAAAAGAUGUUUAUAUUACCUAGAUAAUAUAAUAACAAGUGAAAAAUCAUAUGUUUUCUCCCCUGAACAGACAAUGAUCGUCUUUUGGAAUAUUUUGUUUGGUUUACUAUUGUUAUUUUAGUUUUUUUAUAUACCAUUCUCAGUAGGUUUUGAUGUGGAUAUAGUUGAUUAAACUAAAUACAGAUUGCUAUUCUACAUUAUUCCCAUAAUAGCAUGCUUUAUAGACUCUUUGAUCAAUCUAAAUCUAGGAUAUUACCUGCAAGGUUUAGUAGAAAUAGAUAGAUUAAAAAUCAUCAAAAGGUAUAUAAAAUAAUUUCUGAUAAGAGAUAUUAUAAGCUUAUUUUCUUUGAUAAUGACUUUAUAGACAAAUGUAAGUUAUUAUUCUUUGCUGUUUUUUGUUCGAAUUCCUCAACUUUUCAAAAUACUUGAAGAACAUGCUGAAUAUUUUUAGUUAGAACAAAAAUAUUAUAACUAUUACUAAUUGGGAAAUUUACUUUUUAUGAUAUUUUACAUUUCUCACAUAUGUGGUUGUAUAUUUCAUUAUAUCUCCUAUGAAAUUGGUGUUCAAUCUUAGAAUGAUUUAAAGGAUACAUGGCUGAAUGAUGCAGGAGUUUUUUACAGUUCAAUAUUCAAAAGAUAUGUUUAUUCGUUUUACUUUAUAGUUAUUACAAUCACUACAGUUGGCUACGGUGAUAUAAAACCAAUAUCUGUAUAUGAAAAAAUAUACGUCACUAUCAUAACUAUACUAGGUUCUUGUAUAUUUGCAUAUACAGUUAACACUGUUGGAACAAUAUUCUAGGAAAUUGAACGCAAAAAAGCUUAAUCAAAAUAAAGAAAAUAUGAAUUAACUAGCUACUUAAACUAGAGGUAGGUAAAAAAGGAUAUUCAAAUCAGAGUAUUAAAACAUUUAGAGUUUAAUUAGUAAAGAGAAGAUGAUGACCCAAUUAGAGGAAUGAAUAUACUUGAAAGUGUAUCUAAAAACUUAAAAGAAGAGGUUUGUAAGGAUUUUUAUGGAAGAAUAUUAUAAUAGAGCAAAAUAUUUAACUUAUAAUUCUCAUAGCAAGCACUUUUAGAUGCUUCUUUGUAAUUUAAAGAAAAAAUUUUGAGCCCAGGUGAAAUAGUUUUUAAAGAAGGCUAAGCUAAUGAUCAUGACAUCUUUUAUAUCUAUAAGGGUAGCAUAGAUCUUUUCGUUUAAAAAUCAAGAAAGUAGUAGAGAACUAUUUUUACAGCCAAAAGUGGCAUGUUUUUUGGACAAGGAGGUUUUUUUAGUUCUGCUCCCAGAGAAUGCUCUGCCAAGACUAUUACAGUGUGUCAUUUACUUGUUUUAAGCUAGAGUGAUUUCAUAAAGACUCUCAAGAAUCACACCGAAGAUUAUGAAAAAUUUUGUGUCAUAAAAGAUGAAAUGAAUAUUUAUAAAAUUUAAUAGCACAUGACAUGCUUUAGCUGUGGAUAGUUUAACCAUACUUUACUGAACUGCCACUUAAUCCAUUAUAAAAGAAACAGAGAUCUAUUUCUAGCACGCUACAGAUAUAGUAUCCCAUAGGAAAGAAAAAAAGAAAUAAUACGUAAAAAUUAUGGAAAAUCUUCAUCUUGGAAAUAAAGGUAGGUUGUGAGGUAGUCACUUUUUUAGCUCAGACUUGACGCACUCAAUUUAAUACUAUAGAACCCAUAAGAAAUAACAGACAAACAAUUUUUUAAUGGAGUAAAUAAGAUCAAAUAUGAAAAUGGAUUUUUCUUCGCUGAUUAUGAAGAAGAUGAAGAAUUGGAAAAAUUAAAAAAGGAAGGGUAAGAAGAUGAAGACAAAUCUAGUGAAUCUUCUUCAAGUGAUGAAGAAAAUUUAUAGAAUAAAUUAAGCAAUUUAAGUGCAGCUAGUAAUAUUAGUAAUGCUAGUUAGUUAACUUACAAUCAAGAUGAUAGCUAUAGAUUUGGUAAUAAUGUACCACAUUUUUUUAUUCAAAACGAAAGCGCUGAUAUAAAGGCUGAGGAAACUUUAUUAAACUCGAUCAAAGAAGUGAACGAAUUAGAUGAAGAAAAUCACGAAAAUAAAUAUCAAUCAUAAAAAAGAAAAACAUCUUAAAAUCUUUAUAAGUAUUCUAUUUAAUCUUAAAAUAGUAGAAGACCUCAUGCUUAAUCAAUUGAUGAUGAUAACCAUUUAUAUCAUUUUCAUAAAUAAUAAACUCAUAAAGAAAGUAGUACUUCAUCUGCAAGAAAAAUUUAAUCUUAGAGAUCGUUGUAAUUAGUAACAUAUUCUAAAAGAUCUGAGCUAUUAGAAAUUGCAAAUCAAAAUUCCUUAAAAACAUCUCAUGAUUCAAACAAUAAAAAAGAUAAGUCUAACAGCAGUUUAGUUUAGCCUGUUUUUAUUUCUAAAGAUUCUCCUUAGACAAGCCAACGUUAAAAUAGUGACUAAAAAAUAAAAUUAUAAGGAAAAAAUAAGAAUUAAGCUGAUAAAAAAGGUAUUUCAGAUUUUUUAUUCAACGACUAAAAUGUUUACUCAUCAGAUUCAUCUUCUCUUUCUGAACUAUCGGCUGAUGAAUUGCAUAAUAAAAUUAAACAGAACAAUUAAAAUAUAAGUAAAAGUCAUUAAUUCUAGAUGAAUGAAUAAAAAAAAUAGUCUAACAAUCAUUAAUUCACCUCAUAAUUUGCAUAGAUAAGACUUAAAAAAAAAAAAAAUAGUGAAGACUCAAUAGACACACCUAGUUUGUAAGAACUUGAUUAAGAGCUUGUUAUAUAAGGGAAAAAAACAUAACCGACAAUUUAUAAGCAUAAAGAUUAGAUAAAGCUAGCUUAAAAAGUGAGUACAGAUGAAAAAGCUACUUAACCAUAGCAAUUAAUUAAAUAACAUACAAAAAAUAAAAUAAUUCUAAACUCAAAUGAAAAUAAGAAAUUUGUUUUUGAAAAUAUAGUUAUAUCAAAAAGAGGUUCACAGCUAUCCUAAUAUAAUGGAUAGAAACCACUAAAUGAUGCUUAAAGCUAAGAAUUAAAAUAAAACGAGAGAAUUAAUUUAGCUGAUGAUUCAGACGAAAGUAUUUUACAAGUCUAAAGCAGCUAAAGGUAAAACAAAUCAAAUAAGUAGAUCAUAAUUUCAUCUUAAAGCUUAAAUGAUGGAGAAAGAAACGAAGUAAUUCAAUCGUAAAGCAAAGAAAGAUAGGAUUCUUUAGAAAAGAAAAAUGAAGAGAACGAAAUCCACCCAAGAGGUAGACAUAAACACUAAUUUUUAUUUAAAAGAAGAAGUUAAUCUGCAACUAAGACAAAUAUUUAAGAAUUCAAUUUGAAUAAAACGUAAAGAAGGUCGCUAAUUUUUGAUGACGAAAAAUCUGUUUAAGAAACAUAAAAUAUUGAAUAACAAAAUUUAAUUCAAAAAAAUCAAUUUAAAAUAUCUGUAAAACACCAAAAUGGAUAAACAAUAUAAAAAUCCAAAAAGGGGAAUAUCCAUUUAGAGAGUUUAGAAUAGAAAAACAAUUAAGAAAAUUAAAAAAGAAAAAUCAGUAACUUGUCUAAUGGUAGAGGCUAGAAUUUAAUAUCUUAGCAAGAAAAGAACUUGGCAAAAAAGAUAAAUAUGCCUUUAUUGAAUCCAAAUGAGUAGUUUACUAUAAAGUAGAAAAAGAGAAUUAAUGUUGAUCCUUUGUCACUUUUAAAUCAAUACCAACAAUUUUCCAAAUAAGAAAAUGAAAAAUUAAUAGAAUAAAUAAAAGCAAUUUUAAGCAAAAAUAAUAACUUUUAGAGCUAGAAUGCAACACCUGUUGCAAAAUAAAUAAAAAAAUUAAAUUCAAUUGAUUAAAAUAAUGUUUAAAAGUAAAAUUUAGAGAGCAAAUCAUCCAAUAAUCUGAACAAAUUGUAAAGUAUAGAAGAAUACCCAUAACCCAUUUCUGAGGUUGAACUAAAUGAUAAGAUGAUUUAUAAAAUUAAAACUAACUUAAAUUACAGUAGUGAUUUAUUCUAAUAUGAUUUUGACUCAAUGAAAAUUUUUAAAUACUAUUUUCCACAUAAUAAUUACUCUAAUGUUGUUUCUCGCCUCAAACCAAAAAAAUUAAAAAACGCAAAUAGAAACACAAUUAAACGCAGAACAGUCAUAAAUUCUUAAAAUUUCAAUAACCAAUAAAAUAUUUGA